AAUACCAGAUCAGUGUCGUAGCAGAAGCAGCGCUCCAGCACGGUCAUACUGAAUACAAAAAAUGCAAGAUGCAGGUUCAUAUUCGAAUUGGAAAACCACUUUGAUCGCAAAUUAGAGACUGAUUUCGAGCCGCACGUGGCUAAAAACAUUUUGAACGGCAGCGCGCUAGGAUAGGUCUCAAAUUUGGUGAUUAGCAGUGGGAGCAACCGCGCAACCCAGCGCCAUGAGGAAGCGAAGCUCGCGUUGUAACUCUGACACUUUCAAGGAGGAGCAGAUGGACCACAACGGUGACGACAUCAGCCUGCUGCAGCGCCCGCUACGCACCGCCCACACGGGAUUCGAGGAGGCCCGUCGGGCCUAUGAGGAUGGCACCAGCGAGGUGCGCCAGCUGCUUAGCCAGGAGUGCAGCCUGAUCUACGAGUGCAAGGUGUGCCGCAACAUGUUUCGCAGCCUGGCCAAUUUUAUCAGCCACAAACGCGUCUUUUGCUGCGUCAGCGCCCGUUCCGCGAAUGGCAGUGGAUACACAGAUCAGAAUUCCACUAUGAUCAUACAAACGGGUGGUGGUCCGUCGCCGCAGGACAUAGAACAUAUGCUCCGCAGCAGAAGCACGGGAUGCUCCCCUGUUCCGCGCGAGGUGCGUCCUUUACGAGGAGGAGGUGGCAGCAUAAGGGACCUGAGUGGUGUUAUUGAGCGUCUGCGGCGGGAAAAGGCUCCAUCACAGGCCAAUCGAAGCUCCUCCACUGUUUUGCAGCUGGAGUCUGUGCCGAACUCAAGCCAGGCCGUUUAUCAGACCAUCAAAGUGGACCAGGACGACAGCAUAAGGACAGAACUGGACGAGGUGCAUCGCAUGCUGAAUCCAUCUGGAACCGUUGUGGGGCCCGACGGAAAGGCCUUGGCGACCGUUAAGAUAGAAAACAAUGGAGGUAGUGACUCCGGUGAAACCGGCGAGCAAUCCAUCAGCGAUGAAACGGAGACGAGUAUUUUCUGCGAGAUCUGCAAUCUGACUUUUCAGACGCACAAAACACUUGAGGUGCACAUUCAGAAGCAUCACUCAUCAUCGGCGUUUGUGUUUCAGUGCCCAGCCUGUUCGCUGACCUUUCUUCAGGCCGCUGCUGUUAUUCGUCAUUUAUCAAAGGAUCACAAGAAACCAACUCGGCGCAUUCGAAUGAUGCGGAACACUAUCCUUAAGCGACGCAUUCAGCAAGGAGAUGUUCAGCCGAAGGGCCCCUGCCGGGAGUUGAAGCGCCUACAGCUCUCCGACGACGUGGUGGGCUAUGUCCCUGAGCCAUUAGAUGCCAGCGGUGAGCAUCGUAAGAUCAUGUCUCUGUGUAUCUAUUGCGAAAAAUCAUUUGAGCGUCGCGCUGCGUUGUCAACACACCUGCUCAAUUGUCGGGCGAAGCAGGAGGCGCUGGCCAAGCCGGCUCCUUCCGUCAAAAAACUGAAAACAAAGAGCAAUGAUUCCAAUCUGGAUGCAGCUGAUGACGAACCAACUACACCCAUACAUCUGUUGAAAAGUGAAACGAUCAAAACCGAGGAAAUUACUCUAAAUGAGAUGUUCGCUGAUCUACCAGAGCCGAACGACUCAUUUGCACCUGGUCUGCACACAGUCUCAUUGGACCAGCUUAAUUUAGGCAAUGUAAGUGACUCUGCUAGUGAUGAGGCCUCAAACACCGACGACGACCACGAGCUUGCACCAGGGGCGGGACCUGAAUCCAGUGCCGAUGUGGACGAUAUCAAGGGUAAGGCCAAAAAGAAGCGUAACGUUCCAGUUGAGAAGCAGCUGCGAUGUCGCUGUAAGAUCUGCCACAAGCAGUUCAAUGCCCUCGGAAAUCUACGUCGUCACAUAUCCAUGUUCCAUUACCGCGCACGCCGUUUCGGCUGUAAUCUUUGCGAGUAUCGCGCAUUUCGGCGCUACGAUAUUGUAAAUCAUUUGGGAUUUACUCAUAAGAUAGAAGGAGAUCGAGACCAGCUAACGGAGCAAUAUGUGUCCACCCACGAGUGCGAGUACUCCCGAGACGAUGUUGACGGAGAUAUAAUUUUGCUGGAUAAGGAGGAUGAGCUUACAGUGAUGGAGAAGGAUGCUAAACCCCCUAUUAAAACCUAUGAAAGGCGCUUGAAGCGUCUUAAAACCAUAACAGAUUCUGUAGGUGAAGUGCAACCCAAAUCACCAACAAUCGCGAUCAAAGAAGAACCUGGCCAGGAGCCAUUGGAAAGCACUCCCACGCCCAGCAAGAAGCGCCGCAAGUCUCGGACCCAAAUCUCACCCGAAUCUGGAGAACAUCCCCAGGAUAAGCGUCCCAUUCGUAAGCGCGUUAAGGCGGUCAACAAGGACUUUGUCUACGAUUUGGUCAGUUUCAAACCCGAUGGAUCAGGCCCGCAACCUCCUGGUGCGCCGGCUGUAGAAUCCAUGCGGUCCAAACUGCGUCGUCCGGCGACGGUAAGCAACGAUGAAAGUAAGCACAAACAGUGCGAAGCCUACAUUACGGAAGAGAAAAAGCCUCUUGUGUUGGGCAUCACACGACGCAUCAUGCUGGAACUCGUGAGCCAGGGUCUGGCGGUGUCUGCUACUUUACCAGAAUUGCCCUCAGAGCGACCGCAGAUACGACCUCGUCUUGUCUCGCACUCACGCAGCGAAAGUGGAUCCCAGCAAAAGCAAAAUUUUGUAGAAACUACAGUGGAUCCUGCUCCGGAAACCGAGAGUUUCAUCGAGAAGAUUGCGAAGCGAACAGCAGCUGCUGGCAAGGAUAACGCUGUCAUCAGCAACCUGUGGAACAAGGUCAACACUGCGAUUGCCCAGCAGGAGAAGCAGCAGAAGAAGGAACAGGAGCCGACUCAUGAGGCUCAGCCAGAGGAAAAGUCGGAAACAGAAAAAUCAAAGAGCCCUCUCCCAACGCCGCCCAGCAUAUGCGAAGCCAUCGUGCCCGAAACUCUGGCGACCACCGGUAUGGAUUGUCUGCGUGGAAAGGGCAGUCAAGCGGGAGCUUCGACAGUGUUUCCGGCCUUGCCCAAGCCGCCAUCCGUUUUGCAGGCGGCUGCCAAUGGGACCAUACAGUUCACUCUAGACAGUCUCCUGCGAGCCGCUCUGCAGAACUAAACGGAACCGGAAAUGGAAACCACCGCCACCAACAUCGUUGCUACUUUCGUUGUCUUUCCUACUGGAUUUUUCCUCAAACUUUCAACUGGUCCUUUCCCAUCAACCGUUUUGAAUGUAAUUCACUAGUGUCCUUAUUGUAAAACCAACUAAAUAAGAAAGAGAAUCCCUUGAUGAUAAAUACGCUUUGAGUAUUACGCGGUAAAAACAACCAAAACAAAUUGAAAAUCGUAGCAUAAUUUUGGGCUAUUAGCAAAUGUUUGUUGUUUGUGUGAAAAAGUACAGAUUUUUUAAAUGUUAUAGUUAAUACUGUAAACGUACCUAAUUUUAUAUUCCCGCAUUAAGUAAGUCACGCGAGUGUAUACGGUUGUUGUCAGUGUGUGCAUCAGAUUGCCCUGCUAGGACUUCAAUCAGAUUGUAUGUUUCAUUUAAUUCGAUCCUAUCCUGGUUUAGCUAUACUAAGGUAGGCCGAUUGAAACAGUUUGUAUACCUUUUUUAUAUAAAAUACUUUUAAUCUUGUGUAGUGACGGCAGAUUUUAUAUUGGUUGCUUAUCAAACUUAAAUGUAUAAUAUAUAUUUA
Messenger RNA from Drosophila erecta, 3671 nucleotides. RefSeq names its product zinc finger protein 800. Bases 224 to 3094 code for a protein of 956 amino acids. NCBI's taxonomy places the organism in Eukaryota, Metazoa, Arthropoda, Insecta, Diptera, Drosophilidae. The transcript is spliced from 5 exons. The record is from RefSeq and is a predicted model, not a curated record.